AUCAUAAUUCACCUGAGUGAAUUCAUCCGUUCUGUUCUACUUACAGAUAGAAUAAUUAUUAUUGUUUACUUGAAGAUCGCGUACUGCAGUUAAGGUGUUUAGUUGAAACACACCAGAUGUCCCUGUUGUGAUUAAACAGAGCUUCGAAUUUGAAAAUGACACAUCUUGGCGCAGGGAAAUCAAUAAAAUGUGAUUGUUUGCGGUAUCUAGUGCUUUAGGUGCGGUAUGAAAAUAACACGAUGAAUAAAAGUAGUGAAAAUAUUAAAAAUGCACGCAGUGCCAACAACGAGGCAGUGCAAGUUAUCGUGCGAUGUAGGCCUAUAAGUGAAAAAGAAAAAUUAUCAGGCUGUUGUGAAAUUGUUGAUGUUUAUCCUAAUCGUGGUGUUAUCGAAGUAAAAAACCCAAGGGCUAAGAGUGACAAUGAAAGGAUUAAAAUGUUUACAUAUGAUGCCGUUUACGAUUCACGUUCUUCACAACAAUGCUUGUACGACGAAAUGGUACGACCCCUGGUAGCCUCGGUACUCGAGGGUUACAAUGGUUGUGUUUUUGCUUAUGGACAAACAGGCACAGGGAAAACUCACACCAUGGAAGGUGUUGUUGGGGAUAGUGAUAUGCAAGGAAUUAUUCCUAGAGCUUUUGAACAAAUUUGGUCCCAUAUUAAUAGAACAACAGGUGUAGAAUUUUUGGUUUAUGCGAGAUAUUUGGAACUUUAUAUGGAAGAUAUUCGCGAUCUACUAAAAUCGAAAAGUAAAAAACAAUUGGUAUUAAGGGAAAUGGCAGGUGGUCAGGGUGGAGUGUAUGUCACACACUUGCAUUCGCAGACUUGCAAGAACGCUGCGGACAUGAUGAAAACCAUGCGCAUCGGAAACAAGAAUCGCACUACAGGGGUAACGAACAUGAACGAGCACAGUUCGCGAUCACAUGCUAUUUUCCAAAUAGCGAUCGAAAUGGCCGAAGAGAACAAUUCGAAAUCCGUUAAAAUUGGCAAACUAAACCUUGUCGAUCUUGCUGGUAGCGAAAGGCAAUCGAAGACUGGAGCAUCGGGAGACAGGUUAAAGGAAGCUACCAAAAUUAAUAAGGCGUUGUCUUCUUUAGGUAAUGUAAUAUAUGCUCUCGCUGAAAAUUCGUCGCACGUACCGUAUCGGGAUUCAAAGCUGACCCGUCUCCUCCAAGACUCGCUGGGAGGUAACAGCAAAACCAUAAUGAUUGCUAACAUCGGUCCUGCAGACAUGAAUUAUGAGGAGACAAUAAUUACCUUAAGGUAUGCGUACCGAGCAAAAGCGAUCAAAAACAAACCAAUUAAGAACGAGGAUAUGCAGGAUGCCAAGUUACUUGCUCUUCAACAAGAGAUCGAGAGGUUGAAGCAACUCAUUGCAGAAAAGGCCAAUGGGCGAAUGGUAAAUAUUGAAGAGUCGGAAGGUUCCGAUGAUGAACUGGACUUAGACGAUAGUGAUGAUGAAGAACUGAAAAAAGAAAAAAAAGAGAAAGAGCAUUUGAUAGAACUCGGAAAAAUGGAAGUAGACGACCUCAACAAAAAACUGAGAAAUUUAGAAAAGCAAAUGGUGCAAGGAGGAAAGAACAUAGUAGAAAGUGUUAAUGAGAAUGAAAUGCUGCUGGAACAGCAAAGGGCAGAAAUUGCAGCAAGAAAGAAACGUGAAAUCGAAAUGCAACAAAAACUCGAAUCAGAAGAAGAAAAUUACACAGAACUCCGCCAAGUAUUCACUAAUCUUCAACAAGAGGUUGAAUUCAAACGAGAAAAACUGAAAAGGUUGCAUGGCAGGCUACAGUCACUUCGUCAAGAGAUCAAGGACAGCCAUGAUGAAUACAUCAAAAAUCGGCAAGAGCUUGUCGAUGCUAACGAGGACCUUACGCUGCAACUACGCAGAAGACUGCUUGUGUUAGAAAAUUUUGUGCCUGCGGAAGAACGUUCGCGGUUGUUGAAUUUGGCCCAAUUUGACGAGAAUACCGACAACUGGAUUCUAAAGAAAGAGACUGUUAAUAUAAAUGCCGCCCUAAGGCCUAGAGCCCACAAUUAUAGGAGACCGAUCUCAGAUUAUGCAAUUAAGAAAAGCGAAGCAAGCCCUCGAUACAGGGGUGAAAACGUUAUUGAGCUCAAAUUGGAUUUACCUCUAAGAACAACUCAGAAUUACUUGCGUCCAGCAAUAUGUCCUCAGGUAAAAGCUGCCGUAAAAAAUGUGAUAAAGCAUGAAUUAGAUAACAAUAAGGUUGUCGUCAAGAUCCCACCUCAUGGCUUCUCCGUCAGGGGUAUUUCAAAAAUAGAACUCGAGGGUCGAUAUAAUAAAGCUGCUCGUAACACGAUCGAAGUUCAUAACAACAGAAUUAAACCCAUUCCAAAAUCUGCUAAAACUGCAUACUAGAUUGGAUGACUGGGAUACAUACAUACAUGUACACUUUUACGUUUUCUUUCCUUUCUUUUUGUAUUCGUACAGUAGUAUUUAUACGAAUUGCUAGUCACUGCUAAUUUUUUAAAUUUUAUCUAAAUGUAUAUUAACACAUUGACAUGCAAUAUUCGAAAUAGGUUAAUAUUUUUCGAAUUUUCAAGUUAUGUUUUCUGAGCAAAUAUAAACAAUUAUAUUCGCUAAUCAAG
Molecule: messenger RNA, 2608 nt
Organism: Agrilus planipennis (emerald ash borer)
Lineage: Eukaryota; Metazoa; Arthropoda; Insecta; Coleoptera; Buprestidae
Gene: Klp68D
Product: kinesin-like protein Klp68D
Exons: 9
Coding region: 240-2378 (712 amino acids)
Biological process (GO): microtubule-based movement
Molecular function (GO): ATP binding; microtubule binding; microtubule motor activity
Source: RefSeq, a predicted model, not a curated record